AUGUAAGACGAUCGAGUUUUGGAGCGCAGUCCAUAAGAUACAUUGCGAAUCCCGCCGAGAUUAUCGAUGAUGGAGAAGAAAUGCAGUGGUCGUUUCACGUUUGUGAAGACCCAAGCUGAGGAACAGAAAGAAGUAGUUUAAAACAAUAUGAAUCGAAUAAAGUAGCAAUUCAGAUGUUAACUCAACCACAUAAUAAACAAGCCAACUUAACCUCUCUAGAUGAGAGAAGAACAAUUGUUGGAGUUGGGUAGGAAAUUGGAUAUUGAAAUAACAUCAAGUGAUGUUGAAAACAUUGUACCGAAUACAAAAGAGUUUUUUGAAGAAUAUGAGAUGCAUGAAAGAUUAGGUGAAGGUUGUUUAGGGUUGGUUAAGAGAGUAGUAUUAAAGAGAACAGGACAGGAAUUCGCAGUAAAAAUUGUGGCUACCUAAGAUGAUGAGAUUAUAAGGAAUAUGAUUCACGAGUUUAAGAGAUUAAUCAAAUUAUCACAUGCCAAUAUAGUUAAAGCUUACAAAAUGUAUUUGGACUUUGAUAAUGGAUUCUAAUCUGAGAGUCAGGCCUAUGUGAUAUUGGAACUCAUAAAGGGGAAGGAAAUGUUCGAAGUAAUAAAUGAGGCAGGACAUUAUAGUGAGAAUGAUGCAAAAGAAUUAUUCAAAUAGUUGCUUAGUGCAAUUGAAUAUAUGCAUAGAAAUGGCAUAUGUCAUAGAGACUUGAAACCUAACAACAUUCUCUGUCUCUCCGAUCGGAAACUGAUAAAAGUCACAGAUUUCAAUGUUAGUAAAUUCAGUGAUUCUUACAAAGAAUUUGGCAAUUUGUAGGAUACUGAAAAAAUUGAAAUGUGGACUUAUACAGGAACUGUGGCAUUUUCAGCCCCCGAAAUAUUCACAGGUGAAGGAUACAAUCAAAUGGUAGACAUGUGGAGUGCAGGAUGUAUUUUGUAUUCGAUGUUGUCUGGUCAAUUGCCAUUCAAUGCAGAUUAUUUGAAUGAUCUAAUCGAGUCUAUCAAAUUAGCCAAAUAUGAGUUCCCUGAAGAAAUCUUCCAAGAAGUCUCGAGUGAAGCCAAGGAUCUAAUCCAGUAGUUGCUUCAAAAAGACCCAGGUCUCAGACCCCAUCCUGAUGAGGCUCUCAAUCAUCCUUGGUUCGCAGAGAGCAUUGUUAUACGAAAAAGCUUAAGACACCUGACAAUAAAUAAGAACAUAUCUCAUCUUUCUUCUAGGAACUCGAACAAACUAAGAUAAAGGACCAUCCUUUUAUAGAGAGGCUAUUAUGGAGGUUCAAGUGAUGGAGAUGAAGGAUGUACUACUGUACAGGAGAUGAAAGUUAAGGGGGCUGCUCGAAAAAGUCUGUUUAAUACUGCAUUGGCACCAAUGGAGUUGUUAUCAGACAAUAAAUGCUUGAAGGUGUAGAAUGCAGUACUUCGCAAGUCAAAUACAACUCAUAUACAUGAUUUUACAUAAAAUGAUGAAUAGUGA
Messenger RNA from Paramecium tetraurelia, 1470 nucleotides. RefSeq lists its product as uncharacterized. The record is from RefSeq and is a predicted model, not a curated record. NCBI's taxonomy places the organism in Eukaryota, Ciliophora, Oligohymenophorea, Peniculida, Parameciidae. Gene Ontology annotation, biological process: protein phosphorylation. Gene Ontology annotation, molecular function: ATP binding; protein kinase activity. The transcript has 6 exons.